AAAUAUGGAGCGAGACUCGAGGCGUGACGAGCGACGGAUAGCUUUUACGCGCGACGUGGAGCGUUUUCCAAAACUACAAGAGUUCAUGAGCCUGUUGCGUUAUGAGUGCUGUGGUGCUUGAAUGUCCUGCAGUUAUCAGAGACAGUGAAACAGCCCUGGCUCCAGAUAAAUAGACGUGAACUCAAAGACUUGGAGAGGAGCGAAUGUUUUUCUGUUUUUACGCAUAGAAACCUAAAGUCGGAGUGAAAUCGCACUUGCGCGCAUUUGGAGAGACUUUCUGCGCUCCAAUCCCACGGAGACGCGCGAAACACAGUCACAAUGAGCCACAAAAACAAAGUGGAAGAUGAAGCUGUGGUGGACAGAGGAGCAUCUUACAUCAAAAACGUGUGUGAUGAAGAAGUCGAGGGUCAUCACACAGUCUACAUUGGCGUUCAUGUGCCUAAGAGUUAUCGUCGCAGACGACGACACAGACGACGGUCCAGUCACAAAGAGAGGAAAGAACGUGUGACAGAAAAUACAAGCGACAAAUCGGAUGCUGAGAAUACAGAUGAACCUGCCUCCAGCAUCCUUAAACCGCUCAUCUCUCCUGCAGCCGAGCGAAUCCGCUUUAUUUUGGGGGAGGAUGACAGCGGCCCACCUCCACCUCAGCUCUUCACCGAACUGGACGAACUUCUUGCCGUCGACGGUCAAGAGAUGGAGUGGACGGAAACAGCCAGAUGGAUAAAGUUUGAGGAGAAGGUGGAGAAGGGUGGAGAACGCUGGAGUAAACCUCACGUGGCCACGCUUUCUCUCCACUCACUUUUUCAGCUGAAGAACUGCAUUGAGAAGGGAACCAUCAUGCUGGAUAUGGAGGCUAACUCCCUCCAGCAGAUCGUUGAGAUGAUCACAGAGAAUCAGAUCGAGAGCGGGCAGCUGAAGGCCGAUCUGAAGGAGACGGUCAUUUACACUUUGUUAAGAAAGCAUCGGCACCAGACCAAAAAGUCCAACCUGCGGUCUCUGGCUGAGAUCGGGAAAAGCGUGUCCAGUGCCAGUCGUCUGUUCAGCAAUCCGGAGAACGCGCGCAGUUCUAUCGAUCAAUCUAUGCCUUGCUUUACCACCUUUGAACUCGACGAACAAACUGAGAUGCUGAGAAGGCACAGCACAGGACUUUUCUGUAGCCCAACCACAACCCAUCGUAACCUGACCUCCAACAGCCUGGUUGAUCUCUCAGACAAGCCUGAGAAAGAUCAGUUGAAUAAUAAGUUCAUGAAGAAAAUUCCUCGGGACGCGGAGGCAUCGAAUGUGUUGGUCGGUGAGGUGGAUUUUUUGGACGCCCCAUUCGUGGCAUUCGUGCGUCUUCAGCAGGCCCUCAUGUUAGGAGGUUUCACUGAGGUUCCUGUUCCCACACGAUUCCUGUUUGUUCUUCUGGGACCCAAAGGAAAAGCCAAAUCAUACCAUGAGAUCGGUCGAGCCAUUGCCACGCUUAUGUCUGAUGAGGUGUUUCAUGAUAUAGCGUACAAAGCUAAAGAUCGUGGUGACCUGCUGGCAGGAAUAGAGGAGUUUUUGGAUGAAGUGAUUGUUCUGCCUCCAGGAGAGUGGGACCCGGAUAUCAGAAUCGAACCUCCUAAGUCUGUUCCCUCUGCAGAUAAACGUAAAAACAUCCAGGUGAAUGGAGUUACACCACAUGGCGCAGGAGCCGGGGACGGUGGAGGCCAUGGGGCUGGCGAUGAACUUAAAAUGACUGGCAAGUUCUGUGGCGGUCUAAUUCUGGACGUCAAAAGGAAACUCCCGUUUUUCGCAAGUGACUUCUACGAUGCUCUGAACAUUCAGUCUCUGUCCGCCAUCUUGUUCAUUUAUCUGGGGACCGUAACUAACGCCAUCACUUUUGGGGGACUGCUGGGAGACGCUACAGAAAACAUGCAGGGCGUGUUGGAGAGUUUUGUCGGUACGGCGUUAACUGGUGUCGUCUUCUGUCUGUUAGCGGGUCAACCCCUUACCAUCCUGAGCAGUACUGGGCCCGUUCUCGUUUUUGAACGUCUGCUGUUUAACUUCAGCAAGGAUCAUGAGUUUGACUAUCUGGAGUUUCGUCUGUGGAUCGGCCUGUGGUCGGGGUUCAUGUGUCUUGUCCUGGUGGCCACAGAUGCCAGUUUUCUGGUGCAGUAUUUCACGCGCUUCACAGAGGAAGGAUUUUCUGCUCUCAUCAGCUUCAUCUUCAUCUAUGACGCUAUCAAGAAAAUGCUCAAACUGGCACAUUAUCACCCCAUCAAUUCCGACUACAACAUGGAUCUCGUCACCCAGUACGGAUGUCACUGUAAUCCUCCAGACGGCAACAAUUCGGCUAUCUACAUGGAGAAACUUGAAGCUCUGAUGAACAGCACUGGUCAGGAGCACAUGAAUGCGACGUGGUCAUCGCUGACACGCUCCGAUUGUUUGGAAUUUGGAGGACAGCUGAUUGGUCCAGCCUGUGAUUAUGUCCCCGAUAUCACGCUGAUGUCCUUCAUCCUCUUCUUUGGCACGUACACCUGCUCCAUGGGUUUGAAGAAGUUCAAAACCAGCAGAUUUUUCCCGACAACGGUUCGCAAACUAAUCAGCGAUUUCGCCAUUAUUCUGGCCAUCUUGAUCUUCUGCGGAGUGGACGCCUUGGUCGGUGUGGAUACACCCAAAUUAAUAGUGCCAAGUGAAUUCAAGCCGACAAGUCCACACCGUGGCUGGUUUGUUCCACCGUUUGGAGGAAACCCCUGGUGGGUGUACCUGGCGGCGAGCUUACCUGCUCUCCUGGUCACCAUCCUCAUCUUCAUGGACCAACAGAUCACAGCCGUCAUUGUCAACCGCAAGGAACACAAACUUACGAAGGGGGCUGGGUACCAUCUGGAUCUGUUCUGGGUCUCUAUUCUCAUUAUCGUGUGCUCGUUCAUGGGACUGCCUUGGUACGUGGCGGCCACCGUCAUCUCCAUUGCCCACUUAGACUCCCUAAAGAUGGAAACGGAGACGUCGGCACCUGGUGAACAGCCCAAAUUUUUGGGAGUUAGGGAGCAGAGAGUGACAGGAAUACUUGUGUUUAUUCUGACGGGUCUGUCUGUCUUCAUGGCACCUGUUCUGAAGUUCAUUCCUAUGCCUGUACUGUAUGGUGUGUUUCUCUACAUGGGCGUGGCCUCUCUCAAUGGUGUACAGUUUAUGGAUCGCCUGCAGUUGUUGCUGAUGCCAGCCAAACAUCAGCCAGAUCUGAUCUACCUGAGACACGUACCGCUCAGACGCAUUCAUCUCUUUACCUUCAUACAGGUGCUCUGUUUGGCUCUUCUGUGGAUACUGAAGUCUACAGUAGCAGCCAUCAUAUUUCCUGUUAUGAUUCUUGCGUUGGUGGCGGUCAGGAAGGCCAUGGAUUACUUGUUCUCUCAGCAUGAUCUCGGUUACCUGGAUGAUGUCAUGCCUGAGAAGGAAAAGAAGAAGAAGGAGGACGAUAAAAAGACAAAGAAAAAGAAAGGAUCCAUUGACAGCGAGGCGAACGACUCGGAUUAUCCAGCCAUUGAAAAUGUUCCCAGUAUAAAAAUCUCAAUGGAGAUGAUGGAACAGAAGCCAAUGCUGGGGGAGGAGCCCUCAGCCGGAAGUAAAUCCACGUCCUUCCUCACUCCAUACUGAUGGAAAGCACUUUUCCCCUUCCAUGACCGUGUAGUCAGAAUUUAAACCUAUUUAAGAAGACUGUGCCUCAGAUUAGAAUCGAUCUGAACCCUGACAACAAGAAGUUCUUCUGGAAAUCUCAGACGACGGAAACGUCGCUUUAAACACUCAGAAACGAUAAACUCCUAAGAAAGGCCUUCAGAAGGUUUAGUCUUUCAGAUUCCUGUUAAAACAGGAUUUGAGUUUUCUUCAUAUCUCAACAGAAUACAUUUAAACACUAAAAUCAAUAACUGCACAUGCUCUUUACCAAAGAGUCAAUUUUAUUUAUUGCUUUUACUUCUCCAAGUGUCUUUAUCUUGAUGUUUUUCCUAGCAUUACUGUCAUUAAAACAAAGAUAUUGUCACUUAAGUGUUAGUUUUCGGUUGUGGGUCCAGACAUUUAUGAAUUUAUGUUUUUCAUCUUCUGAUCAAUUAUGAAUACUUUUCAAACUUUUAGAACCACAAUAUUUUAUUAGACAGAUAGCAUAGAUGUCAUAACCACAGAGUUAUGUCGUAAUCACAAAACGAUGUCGUAAUCACGAAACGAUGUCGUAAUCACAGAAUGAUGUCGUAAUCACAGAAUGAUAUCGUAGCCAAAGAAUUAUGUCAUAAUCACAGAUGAUGUCGUAACCACAGAAUGAUGUCAUAAUUACCGAAUGAUGUAGUAACCACAGAAUAAUGUCAUAAUCACAAAAUGAUGUCAGAAUGAUAUCAUAAUCACAGAAUGAUAUCGUAAUCACAGAAUCAUGUCGUAAUCACAGAAUGAUGUCAUAAUCACAGAAUGAUGUAGUAGCCACAGAAUGAUGUCAUAAUUACAGAAUGAUUGAUGUCGUAACCACAAAAUGAUGUCGUAGCCACAGAAUGAUGAUAUAAUUACAAAAUGAUGUCAUUAUCACAGAAUAAUGUCGUAGCCACAGAAAGAUGUCGUCAUCACAAAAUGAUGUCGUAAUCACAGAAUGAUGACUUAAUGACACAAUGAUGUCGUAAUCACACAAUGAUGUCGUAAUCAGUCUUAUGUACAAUCUGAUUGAAUGAUGAAUAUUUGUGGUUUGAGUUUUCUUUUUCUUUUGGCCAAAAUCUGUGCUUCAUGGAAAGAUCAAAUAAUCUGCAUGUAUCAAAGAACAAAUAUCAGCAUCUCACUUCUUUUAUACCUUUCUUGUUUGUGUUUGUGAAUCUCAAAACCGGUACUACAUAUGACUGAACCACAAUGAUGGUCAUAAUUUUUUCCCAGUAAGGGAAAAUGUAGUUCAUAGACUUUACUGAAAUCUUUCCUGCACUUAACAAGACACUUGAGUUUAAAGAUGUAUUUGUUUCCUAUAAUGGGAAACAUUCAAUAUGAAUAUAAUGUUCUAGUUCUACCUCUUAAUUCACUGUAGGUGCCAGGCACUCUGUGUUUGAGUGACACAUUUCUCUAUGCAGUACGUUACAGAUCUUAAAAUCAGUGUGAUGUUGAUUUGAUGGGAUGAAUGAGAUGCUUUGAACAGAUGUGUUGCAAUAUGAUUUCAUGCAUUUACUGUGAUUAAUCAGUAAUCGAUUAUGAUGAUUUUAUUUUCUGGAUUUUUUAGCAGUGAGCUUUUUUAAAGAAGAAUUAAUGUAGAUAAAGACGUCUUUUUUACUGACUUUGACAGGAGUUUAAUUCCUCUUUGUAUGGACUCAAUAUUUAAAGUGGAACAUGGAAGCACAGCAUUGAGCAAACUUCCUUUAUGUAACUGCUAUUAAAGCUUGUAUUCAACACUGCUAUACAAUCAGUCAGCAAAUUAGGUGUAGUAUAUUUUGAAAUAUGCAUGAAAUGAUCAACAAUCAUUAAAACUUGAAUAUAGAAACACAAGUCAGUGUUUGUAAAUAGAUCUUUUAUAGCAAAUUAUCUCGAAUCAAUGAUGUCUUCCACGAGUUGUAUUUCUUUUGAUUGUAUUAAAUUGUCUGUGCGUUUUUAAGGAGAGAAGUGCGAUAUCACCUUCGCAGGUUUUUAUAGAAGUCAUUUCUUUUCGACACAGAUGUUUUUGUUUUCUGUAUUUAUUAUACCCUUCUCUCUUCUGGUGACUCUUAUUGUAUUUGCUCUUAUUAUGAAGGUGAUGCUAAAGGCAAUAAUGAUGAGAUUUGCAGUUAAUCGCUGUUGUGUAAAAGGGAAUCACCUUGUGACUUUGUGACAUGACAGGCAAAUUAAAGCGAUUAUAAAAACGGA
Molecule: messenger RNA, 5814 nt
Organism: Paramisgurnus dabryanus
Lineage: Eukaryota; Metazoa; Chordata; Actinopteri; Cypriniformes; Cobitidae
Gene: slc4a4b
Product: solute carrier family 4 member 4b
Biological process (GO): monoatomic anion transport; bicarbonate transport; transmembrane transport
Cellular component (GO): basolateral plasma membrane; plasma membrane
Molecular function (GO): solute:inorganic anion antiporter activity; monoatomic anion transmembrane transporter activity; sodium:bicarbonate symporter activity
Source: RefSeq, a predicted model, not a curated record